Molecule: messenger RNA, 1199 nt
Organism: Mycena citricolor
Lineage: Eukaryota; Fungi; Basidiomycota; Agaricomycetes; Agaricales; Mycenaceae
Source: the annotation of a GenBank genome assembly
UUUCGUCUCGCGCUCUGCUGCACUCGCCAUGUCUGAAGUCCCCGCCCCGGCCCCGGUCAUCAUGGAGGGCGUUGUCGCACCUCAGGAAAUACCACCCGCUUCUGCUCCCGCUGCUGCACCCGAAGAGCCUGAAGAGCCCGAAUACACCUCCGAGACGUUAUAUAUUCAGAACUUGAACGAAAAGAUUAAGAUUGAUGUUAUCAAGAAGUCUUUGCGCGGCUUGUUCAAAUCUUAUGGCGAGGUGCUCGAUGUCGUUGCGCACAGCAACUUGCGUAUGCGUGGGCAGGCAUUCGUUUCCUUUGACUCUACGGAAGCCGCAAAGAAGGCGUUGAAGGAGGUUAGAGGGUUCCCGUUAUACUCGAAACCCAUGCAAAUUUCCUUCGCACGCACACGUUCAGACGCGGUGGUGAAGAAGCUGGACGCAGACAAUUACGAUCAACACAAAACGCGAAGGGAUGAGCAUAAGAAGGCUACACGUUACACAAACCCUCUCAAACAGAAACUCAAGGCAAAGCGCACGGCUACAGAUGUCGAUGGUGCUGCUGCAGCUCCAGCCCCGAAGCGGCCAAAUGUACAGAUGCCAGACGAAUACCUGCCACCAAACAAGAUUCUUUUCUUGCAAAAUCUCCCGGAGACAGUCACCAAAGACCAACUUAUGGCGUUGUUCUCUCAGUAUCCCAACUUGUACGAAGUUCGUCUCAUCCCGACGAAGAAGGAUAUUGCCUUCGUCGAGUUUAUGGACGAGACAAGUUCGGCUACGGCGAAGGAUGCGCUACACAACUACAAAUUGGACGGAGAAAACAAGAUCAAGAUUACAUUCGCAAGAAAAUAAGAUCUUUUCCCCAUUUGUUGUACAUUCUUGUCUUUUGUAUUUCUAUUCUCUGCGGCCUGGCAGUGACUGUCUUCAGCGCCACUGUCCUCCACCGAUAAGCCCAACAGCAUCGAACGCUGAUUGAUCGGGAUUGAAUACAUUCGACAGCGUGGGAAUACGGACACGUGCCUCGUCAAUCUAUCGCAUCACAGGAAUGGUGAUCCAGCUGGUAAUGGAGAUCUCGCGAGCAUAAGCCACGAACAUCCAAGCCAAAGACUUGGGCGAGACGAUGUUCAAAACGAAGCUGACAAGACGGGCUUAUGUGCUAACGGUCUCAGAUCUGGUAUCCAGCAUCGAUGCGAUUUUUCUAGAAAGCUAUAGAGGUAGC